UCACAAACCUGAUCAAAUAGAGAAAGGGCGAGGAGGAGAGACAGAAAAAACACCAUAAUACGAAAAUAAGCAGUUUGAAAUUAUAAGCAUGGAAGAUUUUGAAAUAUCCAUAGAUGAUUUAAAAUUAUGUUCUGCUCCUAUAUAUAUCUGCAGAAUAUGCCAUGAACAAGAAUUUGAAACCUCCAAAAAUUUGGAAACUCCUUGUGCUUGUUCUGGAACUGUCAAGUUCGCACACAGAGACUGCAUACAGAGAUGGUGCAAUGAAAAGGGAAACACAAUUUGUGAAAUUUGUUUACAGAAAUAUGAACCCGGUUACACAGCACCAUCCAAAAAGUCCCAGUUACUUGAUACAGCACUAAUUAUUAGAGGAAGUUCAGAAAUUCCAAGAAGAGAAAGAGAAGAAGAAAAUGGAGGGGAAGGACAAAUGCUUGAAACUGAUGACUACUCCGAAGAAUGCAGCUCAGCUUCACACACAAGUGGAGCUACUUGCUGGAGAUCGGUGGCUCUUAUUUUCACAUUUCUUCUUCUGAUGAGACAUUUGUUGGGUGUGCUCGCUGGAGAAACUGCAGAUUACCCUUUUUCACUUUUUACAUUGCUUAUUGCUAGGGCUAUUGGCAUACUUCUUCCAAUGUACAUACUGCUACAAUUGAUCAACAAAAUUCAAAACAGUUUGAGGCAACAUAAUCAGAGUUCAGAUAACGAGGAAUCGAGCUGUGAUGAUGAAGAUUAUGAAGUUGGACGGCGAAAUAACAUUGAAAUACGACACCAAUAGAGUUAUAUUUUCCAUGGAAAUUAAGUUCUUGGAUUUCUUGGGAGUUGUAGCUUUCUAGCUUUUGUGGGAUAUGGUGGGAAUUGAUUUUUCAAGUAGUUGACUUUUUUUUUUAUUGUAAUGGAAACAAAUUCUAAGAAUUAU
Molecule: messenger RNA, 913 nt
Organism: Olea europaea var. sylvestris
Lineage: Eukaryota; Viridiplantae; Streptophyta; Magnoliopsida; Lamiales; Oleaceae
Product: E3 ubiquitin-protein ligase MARCH1-like
Exons: 8
Coding region: 89-772 (227 amino acids)
Biological process (GO): protein ubiquitination
Cellular component (GO): membrane
Molecular function (GO): ubiquitin-protein transferase activity; zinc ion binding
Source: RefSeq, a predicted model, not a curated record